Helianthus annuus (common sunflower) is the source of this 3021-nucleotide messenger RNA. Its product is annotated as probable alpha,alpha-trehalose-phosphate synthase [UDP-forming] 11. The record is from RefSeq and is a predicted model, not a curated record. Lineage: Eukaryota; Viridiplantae; Streptophyta; Magnoliopsida; Asterales; Asteraceae. Gene Ontology annotation, molecular function: catalytic activity. The transcript is spliced from 2 exons. Gene Ontology annotation, cellular component: cytosol. Bases 284 to 2869 code for a protein of 861 amino acids. Gene Ontology annotation, biological process: trehalose biosynthetic process.
CCUAUAAAAAGUAUCCAGUCAGAACACUUGAUGAAAGAGAGAUAGAAAAGGAGAUAGAGUCGGUUACAGUUAGAAGAUGAAACAAACAAAUUGAUGUUCAACAAACACACAAUCCGGGUCAAAUCUUGACCCGACCCAUUCCCCACUUUUUAUAGGCUCUUUAUUAAUUUCAGCAAGUAAAGUCGGUCUCUCUACUCCUUUAUUCUUAUCCUCUUCACCACCUUCAAAUUCAAAUUCAAAUCCAAAUCCAAAAUUCAAUACUCUGUUUUUCUCGGAGAAAAUAAUGUUGUCAAGAUCAUCGUUUAAUCUGUUAAAUCUCGAUGAUUAUUCCAUCUAUUCAUGUGUAACUGAUCGUCCUAGAAUACCCAGAAUCAUGACGGUGCCCGGAAUCCUAUCGGAAUUUGAAGAGCACAACGUUUCCGGUAAACUGGAAAAAGAAACAGAGCAAUCCGACGUCGUUUCAUCUGUUACAGAUCGCCGGAUAAUUGUGUCAAAUCAGUUACCGGUCAAAGCGUAUAGAGAAUCAAACAAAUGGGUAUUUGAAUACGACUCGGAUUCGCUAGUCCUCCAGUUAAAAUCCGGGUUCGGACCCGACGUAGAGUGUGUAUACGUCGGGUCUUUGCCUGUGGAUAUUGACCCGGUGGAGCAGGAAGAAGUGGGUCAAAUAUUGUUGGAUAAGUUUAAAUGUGUACCCACUUUUUUAUCUGUAGAUAUUCAGAAUAAAUAUUACCAUGGGUUUUGUAAACAUUAUUUAUGGCCUUUGUUUCAUUAUAUGUUACCCGUGACCCGGACCCACGGAGUCCGGUUCGACCGGGUAGCAUGGCAGGCCUAUGUGUCUGCCAACAAAAUAUUUGCUGAUAAAGUGAUGGAAGUGUUUAACCCGGAUGAGGAUUAUGUUUGGAUACAUGAUUAUCAUUUGAUGGUUAUGCCUACUUUUUUGAGAAAAAGAUUUCACCGGGUUCGGGUCGGGUUUUUCCUCCACAGCCCGUUUCCUUCUUCGGAGAUUUAUCGAACGUUGCCCGUUCGAGACGAGAUUCUACGUGCCUUGUUGAAUUGUGAUUUAAUCGGGUUUCAUACGUUUGAUUAUGCGCGACAUUUUUUAUCGUCUUGUAGUAGGAUGUUAGGGCUUGAUUAUAAGUCUAAGAGGGGGUAUAUUGGGCUUGAGUACUAUGGGAGGACAGUUAGUAUCAAGAUUUUACCUGUUGGGAUCCAUAUGGGCCAGAUUGAGUCGGUUAAAUCGUCGAACCGGACCGCGAAAAAGGUUGAGGAGCUGAGGAAAGUUUAUGGGGGGAAAGUUGUGAUAUUGGGUGUUGAUGAUAUGGAUAUGUUUAAAGGGAUUAGUUUGAAGUUUUUGGCUAUGGGUCAGUUGUUGGAGGAGUAUCCCGCGCUACGGGGUAGGGUGGUUUUGGUUCAGAUUUUGAAUCCGGCUCGAAGCCGGGGUCAUGAUAUUCAGGAAGUUGAGAAUGAGACGCAAAAAGUGGCUAGUGAGGUUAACCGGCGGUUUGGUAAAGAUGGGUAUGAACCGAUUGUGUUUGUAAAUGGGCCAGUUUCGACACAUGAUAAGAUCGCGUACUACGCGAUAUCUGAGUGUGUUGUGGUGAAUGCGGUUCGGGAUGGUAUGAAUUUGGUGCCAUAUAAGUACACUGUUUCGAGAGAAGGUAGUCCCGAGUUGGAUAAGGCAUUAGGGAUUAGCGAACCGAAGGGUAGAAAAAGUGUGAUCAUAGUGUCGGAGUUUAUUGGAUGUUCACCGUCUUUGAGUGGUGCGAUCCGGGUCAACCCGUGGAACAUUGACUCCGUUACCGAGGCGAUGAGCUUAGCCAUCAUGAUGCCGGAUAACGAGAAGAAGUUGCGACACGAGAAGCAUUAUAAGUAUGUUAGUUCUCAUGAUGUUGGUUAUUGGGCUAAGAGUUUCGAUCAGGACCUCGAGAGGGCGUGUAAGGAGCAUUUUCACAAACGGUGUUGGGGAGUCGGGUUCGGUUUGGGCUUUCGGGUUGUGGCUCUCGGGCUGAACUUCAGGAAACUAUCGGUUGAACACAUUGUUUCGGCUUAUAGAAAGACAAACAGCCGGUUGAUAUUACUUGAUUACGAUGGUACCGUGAUGCCACAGGCUUCAGUUGAUAAAGCUCCAAGUAAAGAAGUUAUUUCCAUACUGAACGUGCUAUCUAACGACCCGAAAAACGUGGUGUUCAUCGUUAGUGGAAGAGGAAAGGAUUCGCUAAGCAAGUGGUUUGAUUCAUGUAAGAAUCUCGGGUUAUCUGCAGAACAUGGUUGGUUGACUAGAUGGAGCGGCGACUCGGAUUGGGAAUGUUGUGGCGGCUUAGCGGUGGAUGUCGAGUGGAAGAAAGUGGCGUUACCGGUGAUGGAGCAUUACACCGAAGCAACCGAUGGCUCAUUCAUAGAGCAAAAGGAGAGUGCUUUAGUUUGGCAUCAUCAAGAAGCCGAUCCGGAUUUUGGGAUGUGGCAGGCUAAAGAGCUACUCGAUCACCUCGAAAGCGUGCUAGCCAACGAGCCCGUGGUUGUGAAACGAGGCCAACAAAUCGUCGAAGUGAACCCACAGGGUGUGAGCAAAGGGGUGGUGGUUGAAAGCCUAAUUGCAAGCAUGCAUAGUAAAGGAAGGCCCUUAGAUUUCGUGUUAUGCAUAGGAGACGAUCGGUCCGAUGAGGACAUGUUCGAGAAGAUCUCGAGUUCGGUUGUGAACCGUGGGAUAGCCGAAGUGUUCGCAUGUACGGUUGGACAAAAGCCGAGUAUGGCAAAAUAUUAUCUUGAUGAUACCGUGGAUGUGAUCAAGAUGCUUCAUGGGCUGGAAUCGGCAUCAACCCAAGUUCCAAAGACCUCCGCGAUGGGAGUUUCGUUCGAAACAAGCUUCUAAAAUGUGUUUUUAGCUUCUCUUUUUUUGUUUGUUCGUAAAAAUGCAGAUAUUGUAGACACAUAAUCUCUUGUACAGAGCGUAUACACAUGGUUUCUCUCAAGUUGUAUUGUUCUUGAAUCUUUAAUGUGUAGAAAUGAGACUUUAAAGUGAAA